AUGGCACGAGGUUUGGAUGUUCCGCUCCCGGACUUCCCGGUCACGCUUCCUUCCGCAGCUGCUCUGCCAGAUACGUUCAGCCUUGCGGCCGACUGCCUGCCUGAAGCCCUAGCCAACCGUCCUGUCGACGUUGCUGCCCCGCCUCCAGGUGACACGCUGGCCUUGCCGCCCCCGGUCACGCCACAGAAAGAACCUGACCUGGAGUCCCUUUCCUCUGAAUCUUCUGACUCUUCAGAGGAUGAGGAGCAGGGACCCCCCACAAUGCAGAAGGCUGGAACCAGCGGGUCCUCAGCUGGCCCCGCCUCUGCGUCCAUCCCUUCUGCGGGCUUCCUGUGGAACGCUCGCAGUAACGUAGUGCAUAUCGCUAUGUCCACUGAGCCCGGUGCUACCCGUUCGAGGAAGUACCUCAUUGAUGGCUCCGAGCUGUGGCUGCGCCCGCUCUGUGGUGCCCGGACGCACCAACUGGACGAAGACAGCUUCCUUCCGAAGCUGCCUUCCGGAGCCGCGUCCUGCACGCGCUCCAGUUGCUUCUCACGCCUGCCGGUACCGCACGACAUCCCCGAGGAAGAGCUCUCCGACCAUUUCCGCCGUGAGGCUCGUGAGGCGCAAGCCGCAGCUGUCACGGAGCCGCCCCCGUCCGUGUCUCCGGUGGCCGCUCCGGAGGACUCCGUUCCUGAGGCUACGUCGGUGUGCCCGCUAUUUUGGUACGGCCCGGUUCCUCCGACGGCCAGCUUCUGGACGCACUGCUUCCUGUCCCUGGGUUCCUUGGCUUUCGCCAUUGCUGACCCAUCCGACAGCGCUCAGGUCAAGCUGUUUGUGCAGACCUUGCUGGGUUUCCAGGAGGAUGAUGCUCAAGCUCAUGUCUCCUCCGACGCGGCGUGCAUCCGUCGCCUUUUUAUGGAGGCACAGUUUGCAUCCCCGCUACGUGUGGCAACCGGGGCCACUCCCAUGGCCCCGCCCCCGCCGUCUGGAUCUCCGUCCAAGAUUGCAGCCCCGGACCUUCUCCACUUGCGCAAGACUUUCCUUGCCAAGUAUCCUGGGGAACUACUUACUCCAGAGACUACACCGUCUCUGGAUUUUUUGUCGCUUCUGAAGAGCCACCAUGACACUUCGCAGCCGAUCUGGGUCCCGUGGCGUCUUCGCACCUGCGAAUCUGACGCCUUGCGCUGGGAGGAGUCACGACGCCCACGCAAUGAUCGCCAACUGCUGAGGGCGUUCCUGGACUCGGACGCCGAACCGGCCACGGCCUCUGUCAACCUGAAUAUGCAGGGCCCUCCGGAUCCGGUGCUCCGUCGGAGCCUCUCAUUGUUCGCCACCGCGCGCUGGACUUUGUUCACCCAAUAG
Molecule: messenger RNA, 1344 nt
Organism: Symbiodinium sp. CCMP2456
Lineage: Eukaryota; Dinophyceae; Suessiales; Symbiodiniaceae
Source: the annotation of a GenBank genome assembly